Molecule: messenger RNA, 2872 nt
Organism: Betta splendens (Siamese fighting fish)
Lineage: Eukaryota; Metazoa; Chordata; Actinopteri; Anabantiformes; Osphronemidae
Product: cyclin-T2-like
Exons: 9
Coding region: 68-1894 (608 amino acids)
Biological process (GO): regulation of transcription by RNA polymerase II; positive regulation of DNA-templated transcription, elongation
Cellular component (GO): cyclin/CDK positive transcription elongation factor complex; nucleus
Molecular function (GO): cyclin-dependent protein serine/threonine kinase activator activity
Source: RefSeq, a predicted model, not a curated record
UUCCGGUACCCCUGUCCUCUCGCUCCCUCCCGAUGCUAGCGCCGUCGGGCUUGGCUGUGGGAGCGUAAUGGCGGUGCACCGGGGACCCUCUACGAAAUGGCUCUUCACCCGGGAACAGCUGGAAAACACGCCGUCGCGACGCUGCGGAAUAGAGGCUGACAGGGAGCUGUCGUAUCGACAGCAGGCCGCCAACUUGAUCCAAGAUAUAGGCCAGAGACUCAACGUCUCCCAACUGAUUAUUAACACCGCUAUAGUAUAUAUGCACAGAUUUUAUAUGAUUCACUCUUUUACCAAGUUCCAUAGAAAUAUUAUUUCUCAGACCACGUUGUUCCUGGCAGCCAAAGUUGAAGAGCAGCCCAGGAAGCUGGAGCAUGUCAUUAAAAUAGCCCAUGCCUGCAUUAACCCACAGGAGCCUGCCCUAGACACUAAGAGCAAUGCAUUCCAGCAGCAGGCACAAGAGCUUGUAGCACUGGAAACAAUAGUGCUACAAACACUGGGUUUUGAAAUAACAGUUGAUCACCCACACACAGAUGUCGUGAGGUGUUCCCAGCUAGUGAGAGCAAGCAAGGAUUUGGCACAGACUUCCUAUUUCAUGGCUACCAACAGUUUACACCUCACCACAUUCUGCCUGCAGUAUAGGCCCACAGUUGUUGCAUGUGUCUGCAUCCACCUGGCCUGUAAAUGGUCCAACUGGGAAAUCCCAGUGUCUACAGAUGACAAACACUGGUGGGAAUAUGUGGAUCGCACCGUAACAUUACAGCUGCUGGAUGAACUCACACAUGAGUUUCUUCAGAUUCUGGAGAAGACGCCCAGCAGGCUGAAGAGAAUUCGAAACUGGAGGGCUAUUCAAGCAGCUAAAAAGCCAAAGACGGAUGGCCAGACAGUGGACAGUGCCUUCCAGGGGACGUCUUUAGAAAGCCUUCCAGGUGUCACCAAUUCCUUCUUCCCUUCCACCUCAGCAUCAGACUCUACAGACAUGCCCUCCCUGAACAGCAUCGGAUACGCUUCCUACCAGCCGCUCAACGACCAGUCAAAGAGUUGCGACUAUGACCAGUUCUCCCAGCCUCCUCAUUCAGACUUCACACUUAUCAAACACGAACAGAAAGCUGCAGGCGGGUGUAGCAGUAAACACCAGCAGCUUGGUGUGAACGCCGCAGCCUUUUCACGGCCACAGAAAGUCUUGACUUUGGAAAAGUACAGAGAGAAGCACGCUGCUGAGCUGGCCUUGCAGAACGGUAUAACCGAGGAGCCGGGCACAGACAUGUACGCUCCUGCUUCAGCUCUCCCCUCUCACCACCACAAGAAACGCUCACAGCCACAGCAGGCCGGCCAGUCGGGCGACAGCCGCAGGGAUAAAUUGAGCUCUAAAAAGGCUCGGCUGCCUCCUUCCUUCGCAGAGAACGGCUCGGCCUCCAGCGAGGAGCUCAAGAUGAGAAUCAAGGUUUCCUCAGAGCGCCACGGGGGUUCGGAGCACGGUGGGACUGUGUCUGGAAAAGACAAGCACAAAGAGCACAGCAACCACCGUCACUCAAAACACAGUCACUCUCACUCAUAUGCCCUCGGUGGGAACAGAGGGACAAUAGACACCUCACUAACUGUACGGGCCCCUGGCGGUCACUGCAACGACGGGAGCUCCUCUGGCUUGUCCCGUAAGAGGCCUCACUCUGACGCCAGUGGCCACAACCACCACCACCACUCGUCUAAAAGCAGCAGGAGCUCCAAAGGAGGCCUCACUUUGUCCCACUACUCGUCAGAGGGCGGCCAGAGGAUGAUGGAGCACCACGGUCACGACGGAACCAACGGCAUGCUCACCGCCAACGGCCAACACACUGACUACAAAAACACUUUCGACAUGCUGGACUCUUUACUAAGUGCCCAAGGAAUGAAUUUGUAACCCUUGACGACCAUCCCCAGUGUUGUCUAGAAUAAGGUAUUACCAUGUUUAAUAGAAUUUUAAAAAUGAAUUUAUUUGUCUUAAGUUAUCUGAAUUCUACAUCGCCCUCAGUUGUGUCUACACGCUGAUGAUUCUUGUUACGCUGUCAGAAAUGUAAAAUUAUAUGCGCAGAGCCGUGUACUUUUAGCUUGCAACAAAACAUUAGAAGUUAUGAGAAUGUGACUGAAAAAAAUGGGAUUUUAAAAGUUCUUUUUAAUGCGAACUUACAUUUAUGGUUUUAAUUGUGCAUGUUUUCAGUCACAGAAGGGAAGACUGCUAGCGUGCGCAGCCAUCAUGACAGUUUACAGACAGUCAAUGUUUUUCUUUUGUUGUAUGUUAAAGACAUUAUGUUCAACUAAAAAUCUCAGGUCUUGAACUUUUUUAAUAUAAGAUAAGAACAAAUCUUCCUCUGUUUGGUUUUAUUACCUGUAGUUGUGGAGAUGUAUCGCCUCGUCUAUUUGCUGACGAAGAGGGCAGAACUUUGGUGUCUGUCUUAGGAAACCGGGCCCGCUUGUUAUUCAGAGCGGAUCAAUGGUUCCAAAAAAACAAUACAAAGGGGAGUCGGGCUCCGUAUGUGGUCUGUUGGGACUUCCAAAGCCACUUCUGAACUUAAUGUGCAAACUCAUUAUAGAGCUACAAAAUGAAGUUUACGUUACAUCUGCUGUGAAAGUGCAUUUAAGAUAUAUCGGCUAAAAUUGCAACAAGGCCUUGUGAUUGUACCUUGUCAAUCGCUAUUCAGUAUAAAUGUUAUUAACUAUCAGAAAAUACAGAUCUCUAAAAUGAAAUUGUGUAAAUAGGACUGUAGUUCAGGUUUAGAACUGUUGAUUUAAUGCAUCAGUCCGAACUUUCCUCCAUUCAGAUUCUGUGUUGAUGAACAUAUCCACAAUUUGUGUAUUGGGAGCCCAAAUAAAGGUGUAAAGGUGAUUUUACACAUCAGAA